AGUUUUUUUGGCUCAAGGAUUGCCGGAGAGGGGGCGGAUGAAGGGCGGCCCUUGAUGGACCCAGAUUUGGAGUCCCCUUCGGAGGCAAUUGCUGCGCUGAUUCCAGCUACAGUUGAUGACAGAGCGGAGCAGUGAAGAUGUCAUUGUGAGAUCUUUGGCUGCGCAGCCGCUUUUCCGGGGAUGCGACCUUGAACUGCUCAAGCGACUUGCUGCAAAGGCGUUCAACUGGACACCUGGAAGGGGCCAUGAGAUACCCAUGCGAGAUGAAAUGCCCUUGAUGAUUGUCUUGUCUGGUGCUCUGUACAUGUGCAUUGGAGGAGGUCCUGCAGCGCUGGCGUCCCGGGGCACGGUGGUGGGAUUCGUGGGGCUGCUGAGACUCCAUGGGGCCGUUGCCAGGACUCCUUCCAAAUCCAGUUUAUCGGUCUUGGAUGUGUUGCAGGAAUCGGAAGAUGCAGAUGUUGAGCCUGAGCACGAAUUUGAGCUACCAGAUCAGAGCGAUUACUCCAAGCAGAUGGUGCUGGACUGCAUUCGCAACUUGUGCCCCCACACGGUUGUGUUGACUGAAAAGCUCGCGGCCCCACUUCGCAUGGAGAUGGUUGACGCUUUGACAAAUGAAAGGCAGCUCCUUCAAACAGAGGAAUCACAGACUGGCUGCUGCACUCUGGCAUGCAUCUCACUGGAUAAGAUGUUUGACGUGUUUGCCGGGUCGCCAUCAUUGUCAAUCUUCCAGGCUAAUGAAGCUGCAGCCCGUGGCAGAUUUGAAGCCCUGCUGGACCUGGGUGCCUUUCCAAAUCUUCCACUAGAAGUUGUUUGGGUGCUUGCCGCCUUCGGCGAUGACGCGCUCUAUCAAGCUGGAGAAACGAUUGUCAGAGAAGGGGACCCUGGAGUGUCUGAGUCUUUGCUCAUUCUGGCCAGCGGGUCUGCAGAUGUGCACAAAGUCAUGUUUGCUAGCGAGAUCCUGGAAGCCAAGAGUUUCAAGAUUGGAAAGCUGAGUCCAGGCUGCAUCAUUGGCGAUGCCUGCUUUAUCGACUCCAGGGUAUCGCGCCCGGCUUCAGUUAUCGCAAGCGAAGCUUCGCAAGUGAUCAGCAUACCUGCAAGGGCCUUUCUGGAGACCAUGGCCUCCUACCCCGGCAUGGCAUCCAUCUAUCUGUCUCGGACGCGGGACACAUCCAUGGUGCUGCAAAAUAGUUUGACAAGGCCUGCUGAUGUGCUCGCUGGCAUGCGGCUCUUUCACGGCUUGAAUGCAUCGUUUAUUCGGUCUCUUGCCAACAUCACUGAGCGCAAGAUGAACUUCUUGGGGGAUGUGUUCAAGGAGCAGGGCAGCACAGACCGCACGCUUCGAUUGCUGGAGUUUGGAAAGGUGCGCGUCGAGAUAGAGAACCGAGGCUGCGUGGCGAUGACUGAAGUGGGCCAAGUGCUUGGGGAGAACAUGUUCCUUGGAAAGCGCGCAGUAUCCCAGGCGACCUUUCGCGUGGCGACGCCCCUGGCCGUGAUGCUGUGGAUUGCGCACCAUUCCUUCGAGAAUAUCAUUGACGCAUAUCCCUCGGAAGCUGCCCACUUUCGCGCCAUUGAGACAGACAAUGGCACGGAGGACAUGAGCCACCACGCCAUGGACCUGAAGCUCUUCCAAGGCUGUGGCCGCAGCUUCAUCCAGAGCAUUGCAAAGUGCAUCAGCCGGCGAGCGUACAAGCCGGGGCAGACCAUUGUUGUUCAGAAGGCGGUAGACGAAGGAUCACUGUUCAUUGUCUCCGCUGGGAAAGCAGCUGUGGUGAUCAACAGUCAGACGCAACAGGAGCUGUCCACCGGCGACGUAUUUGGCGAGCUUGCCCUCCUUGGCUUGGUGCAGAGAAGGGCAGCGACCGUGUCUGCCAUCACCUACUGCAUAUGCUUGGAGAUGCCACGGCCAGCUUUCUUGAAAGCCUUGGACAGUCAUCCCGAGGAGACAGACCAUUUCGAGCAGCUCACGCGCCUCCACGCGGUGCAGGUGGCCUCUGAGAGCGGCACCUGGCCUUUUCUGGCCAAGGCGUCCGACCGGCUGCUCUACUAUGUCAACCUCCAUGCCACUCGCGAGAGUACCCCGCCUGGCGAGUGGAUCACGCGAGAAGGCGCUCCGCUGCCCAUCGACUUGGCGUUUCUCAUCGUGUCAGGUGAGAUUUACAUCACGGAGGAGAACGGCCAUCGUACAUUGAUGCCUGAAGGGAGUUGCUUCGGGGAGCACAUCUUGAUUGGGCUGGCGGCGGGUGUGACGGCCAUCGAGCCCAAGACGGCCUGCGAGCUGCAGAUGAUGAGCCGCGGAGUCUUUGAAAAGGUUCUGGCAGAGUGCCCUGACGAGCGCGACAGCUGCAUCCAGGGUGUGCUGGAUGAAAUGGCAAUGAAGGCCGAGCAGAAGCUGGGCAUAACGAGAGGUGCUCCGGACGUCUUGAAGUUCAGCGCCUUCUUCCGGGCAGCCGACCAGGACUUCGCCAGGCAGAUGCGCCCAAGAAUGUAUGCCUUGCUCUUCAAGGCCGGCGACUUCAUUGUGCGUGAGAGGGACUAUGCCACCAACAUGUACAUUGUCGUCAGGGGCAGUGCGGAAGUCAAAUGCGGAGACACCACCGUGAUGCGCUUCAAAGCAGGAAAUGCAAUUUCUGAAGCUUCCGUUCUGGGUGCGUGCACCUUCCAUCCGUAUGCAGUGCAGGCUUCCAGCCUGUGCCUGCUUUUGGCCUUGACGCGCGAUGACUUUGAGGAGGUUCUCGAGAGAUUCCCCAAGGAGGACACAGUGUUUCAAGAGUUGCUGGCUGAUGAGGAGGACAUUUUAUUGCGGCUGCCACGCGUGCUGAAGAUCCACCACCCCUUGUUUGCGUCAUCAAGCAUCGACUUCUUGAAGGUUGCCUGCGAAUUUGCUGACGAGGUCUUCUUUGCACCUGGUGAAGAGAUCAUCGCCUUUGGCGAAAGCUGCAGUCUUGGGCAAACCGAAAUGUACCUUUUGGUGGCGGGAAAUGCAUUGGUGAUUCUCGCUCAUGGCGAUGUAGUGGCCACCAUCAAGUCAGGUAACAUUGUUGGAGAAGGAGGUGCGCUCGGCAUCGCCAACAAGCGGUCAACGAAGAUUGGUGCAUGGAAGGCAGGAAUGGUUCGGCUUAUCCGCUUGCAGGGGCCUUCCAUUGGCAAGGCAGUGGAAAAGCAUCCAGAAGACUGCGAGGCGUUGAAGAGGCAGUUUGACGAGCGUUCGCAGAAAAACGCAGAGGCCGAGGCUUUGCGCAAGGAGUGGAUCACCAAAUCGGUGAUCCCGCUCCUCCAGCACUGUGAACUGUUCAACGGCUUCUCCAGAAAGUUGGUCGCCAAGAUUGCAGCGCCACUCCUCAAGAUCAAGUUUGCUGCUGGUCAGAAUUUGUGCAACCUCGGGGAUGCCGCUGACUCUUUGAUCUUGAUCAUUGAUGGUGACGCCGAAGCCAAAGCGAAGGACGGGAAAGUGGUUUCCCCGCUUUCCACUGGAGCAGUCACCGGAGAGUUGGCCAUCCUUGGGCUUUUCCCCUACCGCACGGCCACGGUGACUGCUUUGCGUCCAACGGACACUGUGAUCGUGACACCCUUCAUUCUUCGAGGGGUCUUGCAGACGUCAGAGGCAGCCAAGAAGCAUCUAGAUAAGCUGGCGGCAGAGAAGCUGACACAGGUCGAGCGAGGCUCUCCAAUGUUGUCCUUGCCCUUGGGAGCACCCAGCGACGACCUUCUGGUGCGUUCAAUUGCGCUGCACUCGACUCGGUACGUUCUCACAGCGGGGGAAGCUUGGCAGCCGCCCGGGAACGCAGCGGCCAGCGGCGAUCACUAUUGGGUCUUCACCCGGGGGCGUGCGGUGUUGCUCAUGGGCCCAUCGGACCACCCCAUGAACCCCAUCCAGACGCUGGGCGCGGGAGCCACCGGGGUCCUCUCAGAGAUGCUGUGCCUGAAGUAUGACGCCAGGAUUGUGGCAGUGACUGCUGUGGAGGCCUAUCGUGUGAGUUCUAUGGACAUUCGCCUUGCGAGCACCUCUGUCAAGAUACUGCCCUGCUGGUUUCUUCUUUUCCGGGGCCUCGAGCGGGAAACCCUUCACACAUUGGGCCUGAAGCUGAUGCGUGCCAAAGCGGUCAUCGACAUGACGCUGCCCAAGGUGCAGCUGAAGCCAUUGAAAAAGAGCAGGAGUAGCCCAACGAUGGCGAGUGACAGACAGCAGGCGAAGCCGCAGGAGGAGGCUGAGACGACCGUCUUCUCGAGCACGCCAAAGAGCCAGCUGGGCGAUUCAAUGCGUUCGCUAAAGAGUGCCUCACAGGCCUCAUCAUUCUCCUCCUAUCCCACGCGUGGCGGGCUUCAGGAGCCUCGAAAGCCGGGCGUUCGGCUUCGGCCCAUCUCUGCGAGUCGGCGAAAGGACCCAUGAGAUGGGAGCGCGGAACUCUUCUUGCAGCAUCUCCAAGAAGGAACGUGACUCUGACUCGGUUUGCAUUCAGAACUGUAGAGCUGAGGAAUUGCAAUGAUAGUUUAGUGGCGAUGUGUGCCAGAUGGCACUUCAAUUCAAAGCAUGCAGGACGCAGAUUCUCUCAGAGAUUUGACAUGCCGAUGCCAAGCAGUCGGCUGGUCUCACGAAAUUGGACCUGCACUGGGGUGCGGGUGUGUUGUUGCAGGUAUGUUGCAGGUCUCUUGUAUGCUGCCUCUGUGAAUAUUGUUUGGCGAAUGUCAAGCAUUGCGCAGAGCAACCGUAACGGCGGUAGGCCAGUCAGAGUGAUGUGGCCAGGGAUUUUGC
This is a messenger RNA of Effrenium voratum, 4750 nucleotides long. The record is from the annotation of a GenBank genome assembly. NCBI's taxonomy places the organism in Eukaryota, Dinophyceae, Suessiales, Symbiodiniaceae.